AAUUCAAGUUUCCUACAGACAGAGGAAUGGACCUUCUGAACUGGAUCGAAUCAGUAAACUGGCCAAAUGGAGCUCUCAUUAGUUGCACUUGAAGUUAAGGCUGUGAUGCAGUAGAGCAAUAUGUACUUGUAAAUAAGUUUUGUUUUCACUCUUGUGCAUUUUCUUGACAACGAGACUGCUAUCACCUCAGCCAUUUCAGUAAGAUUCCAUCACCACUGCGAGACAUGUGAACAGAAUUUUGAAGACAUGCUUGUGGUACCGUUUUAAAAGUCUACCUGUUUGAGUCAUCCUUGAAGAAUGCAAAUAGCGUCUACCACAAGGAAACCAAUUUCAGUGAGGCCAAGAAUGCUGUUGUGUGAUGACUGUCAUUUAACAUGUUUGCUGCUAUGUGAAAUCAAGUAUUUUUAAUUAUUCAUUCAGUUUUGUCUUCAUCAAUUGUCUUAACCAACAGGACGUUUUUAACACACAUAUACAAAAAUUGAAGGUGAGAGUAGCAAGCUAAAGGUAUUUCAGAUACAAAUUAGAUAUUGUCAGCAAGUAUUAGACCUGUCUGCAAUUUUGACAUUUACAUGGCAAAAAAGAAAUAUAUUACUCAUAUUUUUUUGUUUAACUGUAUAUAUGUAUUAAAAUAUGAAAAUCUUCUAAUCUUGGAAAUGUUUGUUUCUCUGAUAUCAUGAGAGAAAAUCAUCCACAAAAACACUGAAUAUAGAGAACAGCAUUACUUAGUAUCUAUGAAUUGCCAUUAAAACCAUUGACACAAUGUAAAAAUUAUGUACAUAUUAUAAUGUUGAAAAAGCUUUAGCUAACAUUGGAAUUGAUUUGCUUUUGAAGUUCUGCUGUAGUCAUUGAUUUGUGCAGAUGAAGCAAAAUGUAAUUUGAGUGUUUUUCUUUACUUUUUGUUUCUUCAGAAACAUUUUUUCUUGAAGUUUAUAAAUAACAUAGUAUUGUUGACAAUGUUAAAAACUCCUAGUUGUGAAUAUUUUGGAAAUUGUAUAUUUCUAGAUAAUUGCUGUUGUGCAUUUGAGACUUAAAAUUUACUUUUGAUACAUAAUAAAAAAAGACAGAUCAUGUAA
Chiloscyllium plagiosum (whitespotted bambooshark) is the source of this 1073-nucleotide messenger RNA. Lineage: Eukaryota; Metazoa; Chordata; Chondrichthyes; Orectolobiformes; Hemiscylliidae. The record is from RefSeq and is a predicted model, not a curated record.